Danio rerio (zebrafish) is the source of this 1760-nucleotide messenger RNA. NCBI's taxonomy places the organism in Eukaryota, Metazoa, Chordata, Actinopteri, Cypriniformes, Danionidae. The record is from RefSeq and is a predicted model, not a curated record.
AGAGCUUACUGUGCAUGGAUGGAAAUAACUGUCGGGUAACCCGGUUGUUUUGCACUGGCCGCCCUGAGCUUGCCAUCUCAUAUUACAUGCCAAGCGCAAGUGGCCUGUCACAGGUCCUCACAUGCUUGGUGCUUCAGUCGAACUUGCUCUGACCGCAUAAACUAAAAUCCUCCCAAAAGGACAAGGUACGGCAGUUCAUGUCCUUCACUCAAGCCGGGGAGAAGACCGCCGUUUACUGCCUCACUCAAAAUGACUGGAAACUAGAGGUGGCCACCGACAACUACUUUCAGAACCCAGAUUUGUACCACAAGGAAUCCAUGAAAAGCUCAGUGGACCGAAAGAAGCUGGAGCAGCUUUACAAUCGAUAUAAAGAUCCCCAGGAUGAGAAUAAGAUCGGGAUUGACGGAAUUCAGCAGUUUUGUGAUGAUCUCAAUCUGGAUCCAGCGAGCAUCAGUGUUCUGGUUGUGGCAUGGAAGUUUCGUGCAGCAACCCAGUGUGAAUUCAGCAAGAAAGAGUUCAUCGAUGGCAUGACAGAGCUGGGGUGUGACAGUCCAGAGAAACUUCGAGCACUUCUGCCCAGAUUAGAACAGGAUCUGAAAGACAGCGGAAAAUUCAAAGAUUUCUAUCAAUUCACCUUCAACUUUGCCAAGAAUCCAGGGCAGAAGGGUUUAGAUUUAGAGAUGGCAGUAGCAUAUUGGAACCUGGUUCUGGCUGGACGUUUUAAGUUCCUAGACCUCUGGAACAGAUUUUUAUUGGAGCAUCAUAAGCGAUCAAUUCCCAAAGAUACGUGGAACUUGCUUCUGGAUUUUGGCAAUAUGAUUGCAGAUGACAUGUCAAACUAUGAUGAAGAAGGAGCAUGGCCUGUACUCAUCGACGACUUUGUGGAAUAUGCUCGGCCAAUUGUGACGGGAUCAAAGCGCAAAACUGUAUAGUAAUGCUACCACUGGGCGAGAACUCACGCCUUGGUCGCCUCAUUGACUUUGUAGUUUUUUUAAAGACUUGUAAGCAUAAUAAGAGAGAACUAAGAGCAACACUUGAAACCGACAAGCUUUGCAAAAGGAAAACAGGAUGGAAAAGACGCCUCAGACCUCCACGCGCCACACGGGAAGGACAAGAGUGCGAGACUCGAAAUUUCUUAUAGAGCCAUCAAAUGCACAUGGCCAGCUAUAUUUGCACUGGCGACUCAAUUCUAGCCCGAAACCUCUGGAGAUUUUGGGUGGAAAACUUCGAACCUAGUACCUCAUCUCCAUAGCAGUCAGUGUCACUCUGUAGGGCUGAGUCCUCAUUGCUUUUACCCACUUUUCACAGUCUGAAUUACGGAAUAGUCUCUCCAGUUUCGUUUUAGAUAAUGUACGCAUCUGUCCGGGUGUGUAUCUCAUGCAGGACUUGAUGCUGAUCAUGUCCACUUUUUAUGCCAGAUGUUCAUGGGCAGCACAGCAUGCAGCUCACAACACCAGCACUAUUGUUACAGUUGUAAAAUACUGUAUCUACUGCAGCAGUAUGUACAGAGAGAAAUGUAUUAUCAGUGAUGUUUUAUUAUAUGAAAUAUGAGACAUAUGAAAGAAAAGCGUGGUCAAAACAAGAUGCCUCCAUGCCAUGUUCUUGUGUGAUUUUUAGGUCAAACGUGUCAUCUGCCCUGUUGCGAAACUUGUAACAAACACGGUUCAGUGUUACUCUUUCUUUCUUUUCUUUUCCUUUUUUGUUUUGUUUACCAGAUUUAUGUUAAAGAAAUAAAUUAUUGCCCUUUAUGUUCUUCUCAA